AUGCCACGGCCACCUCUUGCCAGCUGCUCACAUACCCGAGCCCUAAAAGAUGAUGAAGAAGAAAUCCAGCCCUGUUUUCACCAUCAUGUUCCAACUCCUCCAGGAGACCAUGUCAAGAAUCAUAGCAGCUCUGGAGACAAUACGAUGAAAAAUUCAAAUGACCCACCUGCAUCUUCCUUAAAAGGGCUGGUAAAAAACAAAAACCGUGGCACCUCAAGACAACAUGAAGGAAAAAACAGAAAUAACAAGAAGAAAUUGUCCAGGCAGAACCUUGUCCUUGAAGAAGUGUCUCUGUCUCCAGAACCAUUAGGCUUGAGUUUGGAGUUUCAGGAGCCGCUAUACAAGGAGGCAAUAGUUUCUACUCGUUUAUCAGAUGAUGAUGACGAUUGGAGAGAAAAAUUCCCACCCUCUUCCUAUGAUAAAACACAUUUAUCCAGGAUCUGUAACGUUACCCAGUGUGAUCCUUUUGAUUACAAUUCAGCAAUUCUUUCAGGAAUGGAAGCUUUCUCUUCAUGGCCAUUCAAUGAUAAUGACCCUUGCAUUGGGUGCCCUUCGCAUGCCAAAGUCACAGAAAGCUACACUUCUCACGAAGAACCUAUUGAAGAAGUGGAUUUUGUGUCCUCACAGUUGAGUUAUCAAGAACUUAAAGAGGAAAACUCCAUGCUGAGGAGAAAGAUCAAAAGAAUACAGAACUUCUCGGAAAGUCAGACCCAGAUGGUGCGAAACCUUGAGAGGACACUGCAAGCCACUAUGAACAAGGAGGAGAAAGAGGCUCAAGAUUUGGAAGCAUUGAUGCAGCAGGCAGAGCAGAAUCUUCAGUCGAUGUCCCAAAGAGCUCUGAAGGCAGAAAGCAAUAUUGAAAAGCUGAAACAAGAAAUGUCCUUCCUUCAGGCAGAGUUGACCUGCUACAAAGUAGAGAACGAAAGCCUGCGAUCAGGCCAAUCUACUAACAUGGGGGCAGUGAAACAGCAUGUGGACAUUGCUUUGCAAAAUCUUCUGAGGGUCACCAACCAUGCUCAUGCUACGAUUCACCAGUUGGUCUUUGGUGCAGAAACACUGACACUUGUUGCUGACCUGCUUAAAUCUGUGGGUAGAAUGUCAGAAGUUGAAAAGGAAGAAGAACAGCAAACUUAG
Molecule: messenger RNA, 1134 nt
Organism: Ahaetulla prasina
Lineage: Eukaryota; Metazoa; Chordata; Lepidosauria; Squamata; Colubridae
Product: endosome-associated-trafficking regulator 1-like
Exons: 1
Coding region: 1-1134 (377 amino acids)
Biological process (GO): regulation of cytokinesis; positive regulation of protein localization to cilium; positive regulation of cilium assembly
Cellular component (GO): midbody; recycling endosome; centrosome
Source: RefSeq, a predicted model, not a curated record